AUGUUUCUGUCUUUCCCCCUUCAGCUCACAAGGCUCAAAGCGGCAGCAGGCAACAGCAACGUGCCUGUGGUGCUAUCUCCCCGCAACAUAAACGUCGGCAACGCCACCGGCAUGGCACCCCGAGCCUUCCUCGCAGCCUACAAGGUCUUCUGGGGCAACUCUGUCACAGGCGGCGGGAUCACUGCCACGUAUGCUGACGUGGAGGCAGCUGUCAACGCGGCUGUCGCUGACGGGGUUGACGUCAUCUCGCUCUCCCUGGGCGGCGCAGACCCCAGUCCCACGUAUUUCAGCGAUCAGACGUAUUUAUACGCGAAUCUGGCCGGCACAGUGGUGGUUUAUGCAGCGGGGAACUCGGGUCCGCCUCCAUUGCACCCCUCCAUGUAUCGAAGCAUCUCCAACUUCUCGCCGUUCUACCUCACUGUUGGCGCCAGCACCAUCGCUCGCAGCUAUGUGUCGGCAGCCACGCUGGGCGACGGGCGGGUGGUGAAGCUGUACGGGUUUGGCUCGGGGAACGUGGCGGUUCAGGGUCUGGGGCUGGUGGAGGGUGCUGCAGCGCGGGCAGCCGGGAAGGCUGCGAUUGAGGGCCAGUACUGUUCCGAAGGCUCACUGGACGCCACCAAGGUCGCAGGGAAGAUCGUACUCUGCUCGUAUGGCUGGACCAGCGCCAGCAGCAAGGCAGCAGAGGUCGCGAGCAAGGGCGGCAGCGCUGUGAUUGUGGUGGAUGUGUUUGCAGCAGCAAGAGCGUACCCGAUUUAUACGGCUCGAUUGCCGGUCAUGGGAGCAGAGGCGAGCGAGACGGGUGUCCUGCGCGCGUACACCCGCACCGCUGCCAGGUGA
Molecule: messenger RNA, 837 nt
Organism: Closterium sp. Naga37s-1
Lineage: Eukaryota; Viridiplantae; Streptophyta; Zygnematophyceae; Desmidiales; Closteriaceae
Source: the annotation of a GenBank genome assembly